GCGUGGCCUCGGAAGAGUGACUCCGCGCGCCACCCAUGCUGACGCCGCAACCCCCGACCUCCGGGGAGCUUGCGCGCGGCGCUCGCCCACUGAGCUCUCUGCACGUACGUACGUCGACGGUCAGCGCCCUCGCGUUUCCAGACACGAUCACUCCGCCUAUAAAUCCACGCGCCCCGCCGGACGCAGAUCACACAGCAAGAAGAAAAAUUCAACUCCGGCACUGUUAAGCUGCACGGCACUCCUGUACCCAGUAGCCCCAUCCACAGCCACGUCCGAUCGAUCGCCAUGGCGCAGGCGGAGAGCGAGCGCAUGCGCGUGGUCAUGUUCCCGUGGCUGGCGCACGGCCACAUCAGCCCGUACCUCGAGCUGGCCAGGCGCCUCAUCGCCAGCGCCUCCGACGGCCACCACCUAGACGUCGUCGUCCACCUCGUCUCCACGCCGGUCAACCUCGCGCCCCUCGCGCACCACCAGACGGACAGGCUCAGGCUCGUGGAGCUCCACCUGCCGGCGCUCCCUGACCUCCCGCCCGCGCUGCACACCACCAAGGGCCUCCCCGCCCGCCUCAUGCCCGUCCUCAAGCGCGCCUGCGACCUCGCCGCGCCGCGCUUCGGCGCGCUCCUCGACGAGCUCUGCCCGGACAUCCUCGUCUACGACUUCAUCCAGCCGUGGGCGCCGCUCGAGGCCGAGGCGCGCGGCGUCCCGGCGGUCCACUUCGCCACCUGCGGCGCCGCCGCCACGUCGUUCUUCAUCCACUGCCUCAAGACGGACCGGGCCCCCAGCGCCUUCCCGUUCGAGAGCAUCAGCCUCGGCGGCGCCGACGAGGACGUCAAGUACACGGCGCUGGUCGCCGUCCGCGAGGACAGCACCGCCCUGGUUCCCGAGCGCGACCGCCUGCCGCUCAGCCUGGAGCGCUCGUCCGGGUUCGUGGCCGUCAAGUCCUGCGCCGACAUCGAGCGCAAGUACAUGGACUACCUGUCCCAGCUCUUGGGCAAAGAGAUCAUCCCCACCGGCCCGUUGCUCGUCGACUCCGGUGGGUCGGAAGAGCAGCGCGACGGCGGGCGCAUCACGCGGUGGCUCGACGGCGAGGAGCCUGGCUCCGUGGUGUUCGUCUCCUUCGGCAGCGAGUACUUCAUGUCGGAGCGCCAGAUGGCGCAGUUGGCGCGCGGGCUGGAGCUCAGCGGGGUGCCCUUCCUGUGGGCGGUGCGGUUCCCGAACGCAGAGGACGACGCCCGCGGCGCGGCGAGGUCCAUGCCGCCGGGGUUCGCGCCCGCGCGCGGGCUGGUGGUGGAAGGGUGGGCGCCGCAGCGGCGCAUCCUGUCGCACCCUUCCUGCGGCGCGUUCCUGACCCACUGCGGGUGGAGCUCGGUGCUGGAAUCGAUGGCGGCGGGGGUGCCGAUGGUGGCGCUGCCGCUGCACAUCGACCAGCCGCUGAACGCCAACCUCGCGGUGGAGCUGGGCGCGGCGGCCGCGCGCGUGAAGCAGGAGCGGUUCGGGGAGUUCAUGGCGGAGGAAGUGGCGUGGGCGGUGCGCGCGGCUGUGAAGGGGGAGGAAGGGGAGGCGGCGAGGCGCCGCGCGAGGGAGCUGCGGGAGGUGGUGGCGCGGAACAACGGCGACGGCCGGCAGAUCGCGACGCUGCUGCAGAGGAUGGCGCGGCUCUGCGGCAAGGGCCAGGCCGUGCCAAAUUAGUGGGCCUUUUAAAAUGUUUUUGGUCGAAAAUGAAAUGCGUCUAACAAUAUGUUAAUGCAUGUCAACAAAAAUUAUAUCAUUCGAUUUGUAUUUGAACAUAGUUUGUAAUGACAUAACUUUUUGUGACAUGCAUGAAAUUUUGUUAGUUAAAUUUACGUUCUAAAUUUGGCAUAAAAUAUAAUGAGAGCCAAUAAACCAGGACAAAGGUAGUAGC
Triticum urartu is the source of this 1900-nucleotide messenger RNA. RefSeq names its product UDP-glucosyltransferase 29-like. The record is from RefSeq and is a predicted model, not a curated record. Gene Ontology annotation, molecular function: UDP-glycosyltransferase activity. NCBI's taxonomy places the organism in Eukaryota, Viridiplantae, Streptophyta, Magnoliopsida, Poales, Poaceae.